GACUGGAAGGGCAGGCAGUCUGAAGGAGUCAUCAUUCGAGACAGGACGGCAAAUUUCUCCUGGAAAGUGAACCAGAGAAAGCGAGAGAACUCGGAGCGGUUCAUGGUUACAGUGUUGUGUAAAUGGUGCCGUUCCAUAGGCAUAUCCCUACUACUACUCUUAGUACUACAGUUACUAUUUUUCCCAUUCAUUCCCGAAUUUGGAAACGGCAAUAAUUCGAACAAAGAUUUGGACGGUACUGGAAAGUCGCUUAAGGAAAUCUCAGAGACGUGACGACUGAUAAGUGUAUAUAGAGGAUGAAAUGGGUUUCUAAAUUAUUACGUUGGUUCGAAUAAUUAACGAAAUGCCAUCAAGGUGAUUCCGCACGAAAAUGAUUUAAAUUCGUUCACUUUAUUGCAGCUACAGACGACAGGACAAACUAUCAUGUGAAACUACUGCAGCAUCACUUAUUCCACAUCAAAAUUAUAGUCUAUUUGUACUGACGAAACUUUAAUUUAAAUUGUAUAGCACAAGCCAUAAAAGUAAGUCAGAUUUCUAAUGCAUAGGUCUAGUGACAAAGAACAGAUUCGCCGAGUCACGACUGGAUAAACCUCAUGUCUGUGAGUCUAGGGGCAAUUCGCCAAAGGGAAAUGACUCACCAUAAAUGGACCCUGGAAAUUCAUACUCACGUUUGAUAAGGAUUUGGGCUUGUCAUGAACACGUAUUCAGCUGUUUUCGUUCACGCGUGACCUCCGGUCAAGUAAUAGCGGAAAUGCCAGUGUAAUGAUUGGUAUUGCUUUCUUUGAGCGUAACGUUUUCAGCAGUAAACAAACCAUAGUUUUAUAUUACAGCAAGAAUCAUUAUUAGAAAUUCGAUAAGAAUGAGUUUAAGCCAUUACUUAAAAGUCAGUGACAUCGAUCUGCUCGGUUACUGAACUCUCAACUUAUCGUUCAUAUAAGUAUUUUAGGCUUAUAAAUAAAUAAUAAAAUAUUACUAAUCUGUCACUAUUUUAUAUAUCACAUUUUAUUUUCUAGACGUUCCUGUAUCCUCGCAUUAGGCAUUUUACCAGUACUUGGUUUUUUCAAUGCUGGCAAAAGGCCAGCUCCAUCUGGCAGAAGAAGAAGAAAUUAUUGAUGUUGAACGCUAUCCUAAAACUAAACAUCUUGAUCAAGCAUCACCAAAGACCUUUCAUUUGAUUGUUAUCGAGUUAUUACUAUUUAAAGUUGAAAAUAGCGAACUCUUAGGCUAACUGUAGUCAAUACCUGCCACCUCGGGAACUGGUUAGUCAAGUGCUGAUGUACCGAGACCGUUAUUUCACUGGCUUCACAUUCAAACAGGUACUGCGCGGACAUCUUUCAUUACUUCAUAAUUAAAGUCAAAUGCGCUCUUCCCAUCUGCUCACAAUAGAUUUAGACGCCUUUUGCCCCUCUCCUGUAUUUCUCAUACUCAUUAAUCCAUAUUAUUUUAAAGGAAAUAAGAAAGCUGGUGUGGACUUCUAGAUUCACCAACCAGAGAAGAGUGAGAGAGCUGGGACUUCCAAUUUUCGAAACCAUUUUAACACCGGAAAAAACCAGCUGCUCUCCAAACUGUCUUUCUAGAAUGAGAGUUAAUCGAAAACUAUUGCCCAUAAAGACUCAUUACUUCCUUCAAUAUGCAGGCUCAGCCUUCAUGAUAAUGGUUCUGCCCCUCAUCGUACGACAAAAGGGAGUCCCUGCCCAGGGCAUUGGCAUCGUGUUUACGAUAUUGCCAAUUGUAGGUCUCUUUGUCAACAGCUUAGCUGGUACCUUGGCGGACUACUUCAGAGCUCACAAAAUCAUCUUCCUUGCCACCAUUGUUUCUAUAACCUAUGGCUUCUUAUCCAUUUAUUACCUGCCAGACAUACCCGGCUCUGACAUGAGUUAUCUAAGUGCCCUGGGCACAAGGGCAAACAUUUCAGGAACUGCAGAAGCUGCUACUGAAAGCGACAACCUCCCCGAAAGGAGGAGGAGAGAUACGCACCUGCCACACAUCCCGAGCUUUCUAGGCCACGACGUAACGGAAAACAAAGACCCGUUUAUUCCGCGAAUAACACCCGAGCUGGCGACUGAGAAGGACCUUGUGAGAUUGCUUAGUCUAAACACGACAAACGCAGGUGACAACGAAGAGGAUGUCGAAGAAAACUCAAGAGAUUUCGACCUUUCCAACCUCUUUAGACUCCCGCAAUUUUGGCUGAUAUUCCUGAGCGUCAUGGCUGCUCAUAUUGGUCUAAACCUCUCCAUCAUGAUGGCUGAUUCAGUCUGUUUCCAGUUGUUGGACUCCGAAGGACACAAGUACGGCCAACAGCGCCUCUGGGGAGCCUUAGGCAUGGGCGCGAUGGCGAUCAUCGUGGGCGCCGUUGUGGACAAAUUCUCCGAACAUCUCCCCAAGCCAGACUAUUUUCCCGCCGUGGUCAUCGCCGGCGUCUUUCUAACCGUAGACUUCCUGGUGGUCGCAAGAAUGGACAUCCCUUAUGCUAAGGACAUCAGAGUUAGGAUACGGGACGUAGGGAGCGUCCUGCGACGUCCUCAGGUCAUUCUUUUCCUGGUAGCCAUUUACGUCAUCAGCACUUCUCUGGGAAUGCUCUGGGUGUUCAAAAUGCUGAUGAUCGAAGACGUAGCGCUGAAAUGGAACUCUGGUUUCAAACACCUGAAACUCCUCCAGGGGCUGUCCUUGAGCAUCGAGACUUUUGGCGGGGAAAUUCCUUUCUUCUUCUUCUCCGGUACUAUCAUCUUGAGUCUAGGCCACACGGUGGUUCUAUCAGUCUCCAUGGCUGCCAUGGCUCUUAGGUGUUGUUUGUACUUCUUCGUCAGCAAUCCGUGGUGGUUCUUGCCCAUUGAGCUCCUCAACGGACCCUCCUAUGGUCUAUUCUACGCAGUCAUGGCGUCUUAUGCCAGCCACGUGGCUCCUCCAGGAGCGCAGGCCACUCUGCAAGCUAUCACUAGAGCAGGAUUCUCACUGGGCCUAUCGACAGCCGGGUGCGUUGGAGGCAUUCUCUACAUAUUUCUUGGAGGCGGUGGCUCCAUGUUCCUGGUCAUGGGACUGUUCGAUUUCGCCUUUUGUGUUUUCUACUAUUUACUGAACUUCGGGAUUAACCGAUGCUGUCGAGAGAGUGGUAUAUCUUGGCGCGGAGGAUACGAAGUCGCUGACAACAAGCUUUCUUUAGAAAUGGAAACGCGGAUGACCGGUGAAGAUGCAACUUCUGACGAGCGAGAAAUUUACCGGUUGAUGUGAACCUUGCUUUUGGAGAACGACACAUCGGCCUAGUAAAACUUCAGAACAGAUUAAUGAAAUGUCAUACUUAUGCCCCAAUGCCCUACCUACAGUUAAGCCAAACUGUACAGCACAUGCAUUUUUCAUGUCACUGAGGUACGUCACUUAAGAGAUCUCAAGAUUCCUACAGAGGUUCAUGAUACAAAUAUCUUUAAGCAGAUAUUCAAUAACUCCAGAGAGCUGAUACUGCUGAAUGUAUUUCUAACACUGCAAUAUAUAUUGCAUUGCUGUUAUGAAACUAGUUACUAUUUCAUUUUGGGCAAUAAUGUUAGCUCUAGUUAAUGACUGAAUAAAUUUGAUUAUUCAUCAGAGCUGGUAAUAUUGUUUUUGUUAUACCUAUAGUUGUUCAACACAAAGUUACUGUACCAUCAGGAGAGUGUUUUCUCAAACAUAACAAAAGGACUCAAAUUUUCUUAUGUACAUUCAGAGUAAAUGUAAAUCAUUACUACCCAAUGACAAAAUAGUGAUACUGAUGGUGGGUGAAACUCACGUACUUAAUACCACAUUUUCAUUAUAAAGGCAAAAAUAUUGGUGGUUCAGUCUUUGGCUAUAGUGAAGCUGCAACAGGUGCAUUUUACUUUCUGUUGAACAGGUAAAGUUACGUUGCACAUCCCAAUUAAAGCAUAAAAGCUG
Molecule: messenger RNA, 3900 nt
Organism: Macrobrachium nipponense
Lineage: Eukaryota; Metazoa; Arthropoda; Malacostraca; Decapoda; Palaemonidae
Product: major facilitator superfamily domain-containing protein 6-like protein A
Exons: 8
Coding region: 1579-3228 (549 amino acids)
Cellular component (GO): membrane
Source: RefSeq, a predicted model, not a curated record